AUGAAGGGUAUAAUACAAGAAGAAAUAAUAACUCAAAAAGCAAAAACAGUCAAGAAACUAUCUAAUAUGAAUAUUCAACCUGAAAUUCUGAUAAGCGCGGAUAAGAAAUGGAUAAAUGAUAAUUCCAUGGAUGUGUCAUCUGAAAAUGAGUCAGGAAACGUAAGAAGAAAUAUCAGCAAUGAUACAUUAUUUAAAAAGCAAGAUGAGAAAAUCGAAAGCUGUGCAUUGGAUAAGUCAUUAGGAGAAUUCGUUGAAGAUCCAUAUGAAUUUCAGGAAAGCGAUAGUGAAGUUGGUACAACUCAGAACAUAAGUAUUGGCGAGUUAAUAAAAAAAUAUGAUGUAGUAAAGGGUGCUUGUAUUCUGGACAUCACAGUGGAAGAAAAAAUGUCUGUUAAUUCGUUUGUGAUUCUACAACAGAAUAAUAUAUCUUUGACAGAGGAAAAUAAAGAGAAACAUCUAAAAAAUAUGCCAAUAACACCCGACGAGAGAACUACACCUAAUGAAAAUAAGUCAAUAACACCAGACAUUGACAGUAACAAUAACGACUUUAGUUCAAUGAGUUUUGAAACAAUUGAUGAUGAUCGGGAUAAGGAUUUUAUUUUAGACAAUUAUUUAGAAACAAGUUCUUCAUCAGGUUCGUUUAUUGAUGAUGGUGCUGUCAAUAUUUGUCAUGGUAAAAACGUUGAUAAUAAGAUUGAUAACACUGAAAAUCUUACUGUAAGUAAUAUAAAAGAACAAAUUCUGUCACGUGAGAAUGAUCCUGAAGUUAUGGAGGUAAAAAGAGAAAAUAAGUUAUCAUGGUGUCCAUUUUGUUCCGAGGAUGUUUUAUCAAAAAACUAUGUAAGGCAUAUGAAAAGGAUGCAUAAAGAAGAAAAGGAAAUCAAAAGCUUGCUUAGUUUACCAAAAAAAACUAAAGAAAGAAGGAUGGCUUUUGACUCAUUCAGAAAACAAACAAACUUUGAUUUAUAUAUAAAUGGUACGGUUAGACCACAGAGACAAACAACAGAUUUCAAAUUAUCAGCCUUUUAUCCCUGCAUUUACUGUAAAGCGUUAAUAAAGAAAAGUUAUUUGACACGUCACUCCCUAGUUUGCAGUAAAAAAGGGCUUAAAACAAAUGCAUUUAAUCAGGAGAAUCACCGCAAUUAUUUAACGGAUUCACAAACUUUGACAGCUUGCUCUAUAGAUCCAACAAAUGUCAUAUCUAGAUUAGCUGUGAAAGAACAGGUUUUUAAUAUAAUGAAAGCAGAUAAAAUAGCAUUUGAAGCUAAAAAAGAUCUGCUAAUUGUUCAGUUUGGAGAUAAUUACUUGAAAAAGCACAAAAGGGAACGAAAGGAAUAUGCGUGUAGCAAUAGAAUGCGCGAACUUUCGCGACUUUUAAUUGCCUUCAGAGAAACAGUAAAUGACAAUUCUGUUUUCUUUAAAGAUUUAAUCAAACCACAAAAUGUGGACCAAAUUCUCACAGCCGCACGAAAAAUUUCAGGCUACGAUCCAGUAGAAAGAACAUUUAAUGCACCUAGUCUGGCAACACAUAUGGGCACAUAUUUAAAAGAUAUGUGCUGUUUGCUAAAGGCAUUAAUCUUAAAAGGUAGUUCAGGAUUCUGCAUUUCAAAUGAAGAAGAACGUGAGAAAAGGUUAAGAGAGUUAAAUCAUUUCAAUGAUGUCAUUACUUCUAGUUGGAACAACGAAAUAUCUUCUCUUGCAAACAAAGAUUUGCAAGAAAAACGUUGGAAUAAGCCGUUGCUGGUACCAUUAGUAAGUGACAUAAAAAAAUUCAGGGACGAAACUCUGAAUCUUGCUAAAGAAUGUGAAGAAAAAUUUAAAAAUUGCGUGGACGAUGUUGUAACUUACAAAACAUUCGUCCAUUGCGUAUUAGGUUUAGUUAUUCUUUUCAAUAGAAGACGAAUUGGGGACGUUCAAUAUUUAAAAGUACAAAAUUAUGAAAGGGAAUCAAGAUCGAAUUUCACAGAUUUUAAAAAAGCGUUAACUGACUCUGAAAAUGCCUUAACUACAAAAUACAAGCGAGUCGUGAAUAGUGGAAAGGGAUCAAGAGCUGUAGUUAUUCUAGUGCCGGAAUUGCUACAAAAAUUAAUCAAAAUUCUAUUAGAAGAAAGAAAAAAAUAUAUUUCUCUUGAAAACAAUUACGUAUUUGCUAUUCCUGACAGUAAAAUUAAAUGGGGUCAAGGUGAUGUGGCAAUUCGAUUCUUAACUAAAAGAAUUGAUUUACAAUAUCCAGAGGCAAUGUCGAGCAAUAAGUUAAGAAAACAGAUCGCAACUGUUGCUCAAAUAUUAAACAUGUCCAAAGAAGAAUCGCGCCAAUUUUCCAAGUUCAUGGGUCAUACUGAGAAAACUCACGCUGAAUUUUAUGAAUUGCCAGUUGACUUAUAUCAGACAGCCAAAGUUUCCAAAUUAUUAAUGUUAAUGGAGAGAGGAUCAUUGCCAGUGGAGUACCAAGGAAAGUCUUUAGCAGAAAUUGAUUUCAAUGCAAAUUUGGAAUACGCUGAAGAAUGCGCCGAAGGUGAGAAACACAUCUUAUUGUAUUGAUUUGCAAUGGCUCAUUUUGUCAAAUUGGUUACAGAUCAUGCAGGUGAAAUCUCAGAACCAAUCGAUACUGAAACAAUUGUCAACAAUGAUGCAUCUUCCAGUACUGCUCAAGAUUAUGAAAAAGGUAAAAUUAUAAACAAA
Molecule: messenger RNA, 2682 nt
Organism: Leptopilina heterotoma
Lineage: Eukaryota; Metazoa; Arthropoda; Insecta; Hymenoptera; Figitidae
Exons: 6
Coding region: 1-2541 (846 amino acids)
Source: RefSeq, a predicted model, not a curated record